CUAGUACGUUACCAUGACGACCGAAGCAGAUAUGUCAAUAGUUAAAGCAAAAUGGUGCUGAUUACUGAAGAACUGGUCCGUAAAAAAGCGGAACACAACGAAGGCCUGAUCGGCACGUUAGAAGAACUCUCCCUGCAUCAGGAGGACGUGGAGAAAAUUGAACACCUGGAUAAGUGGUGCAGAGACUUGCAAAUUCUCUAUCUGCAGGCGAACCAAAUAUCAAAAAUCGAAAAUUUAAACAAGUUAAAGAAGUUGGAGUACUUAAAUUUGGCGAUUAACAACAUCGAACGUAUAGAAAACUUGGAACGGUGUGAAUCGCUGCAAAAGCUGGACUUGACUUUGAAUUUUAUUGGCGAGUUGGAGAGCGUGAAAACUUUGCAGGCCAACACACAACUAAGGGAGUUAUAUUUGACGGGAAAUCCUUGUUGUGACUUUCAAGGUUACAGAGAGUAUGUGGUGGCACACCUGCCACAAUUAAAAGCACUCGACAUUAAGGAGAUAACGAGAGGCGAACGGAUUAAAGCCCAACAAAACCUAAAACAAGUCGAAGAAACUAUAUGGAAAUGCCAAGCAAAAUAUAUGGCAUCUCGAUCAGAGCAGAAGCUGAGGUUAACGUCGCAAAAUAACUCCCACCUUACCGAUGAUGAAUUCUGGAAGACGGUGAGCGAAAACAGUCCGGAAACACGUAGAGAAAUAUGUGCCAGGCAAAGGAAAGGCAAAUCGGCUUUGAAUACCGCGAAAGCGCCUACCAAUAAAGUUAGACUGUUCAAUAAGGACGGGCGACCAUUGAACGUUAACCAAGCAAGGCUAGAAUUCAAAUUCUCCGAUGAAGAUCCUGAGAAGUUCGUCCUGGACGUUGCGGUCUACAAAUAUCUGGAUACUAACCUGAUCGACGUUGAUCUACAGCCGAUUUACGUGAAGCUGACUAUAAAAGGAAAAGUAUUUCAAAUCGUUUUUCCUGAGGAGAUCCACGUGGAGAAGAGCGCCGCGCUACGGUCACAAACUACAGGCCACUUACUACUGACUCUACCAAAAAUUAAUUACAAAGCGCCAAUCAAAUCGGAAAACAACAGUAGAACGAUAAAACCUAAAGGAAAUAAGCCGAACAGGGAAUUUUUAGAAGUAAGGAAACCAAAAGAGGACAUGGAUUUUAGCAAGAUAGUAGAAAACUAUGGAAAAGGCAGGCAAUCCUUUGAAGACAACCCCGAAGUACCGAUGCUUGAGUACGCUUAAUAUUUUUGUAAAUAA
Molecule: messenger RNA, 1248 nt
Organism: Cylas formicarius (sweet potato weevil)
Lineage: Eukaryota; Metazoa; Arthropoda; Insecta; Coleoptera; Brentidae
Gene: tilB
Product: dynein axonemal assembly factor 11
Exons: 4
Coding region: 52-1233 (393 amino acids)
Biological process (GO): outer dynein arm assembly
Cellular component (GO): cytoplasm
Molecular function (GO): protein binding
Source: RefSeq, a predicted model, not a curated record